Messenger RNA from Hypoxylon trugodes, 2865 nucleotides. Its product is annotated as inheritance of peroxisomes protein 1-domain-containing protein. Lineage: Eukaryota; Fungi; Ascomycota; Sordariomycetes; Xylariales; Hypoxylaceae. Gene Ontology annotation, cellular component: extrinsic component of intraperoxisomal membrane. Bases 1 to 2274 code for a protein of 757 amino acids. The record is from RefSeq and is a predicted model, not a curated record. Gene Ontology annotation, biological process: peroxisome inheritance. The transcript is spliced from 2 exons.
AUGCCGGAUACCCCAAAGAUUGCACCCGGCGAAGCAGACAUGCCAAUGCCUCGCCGGGUCAGUACCGCAUCCAGUACUGGUCCACCAUCAGCAUCGACUUUAUCUUCAGCUACAUCUAAAGGCAACGAAGAACUAGUCGAAACUCUUUAUAGCCAUCCUUCCGUCCGAAUAAUCGCUUUUACUUCUACCCAACGAAACCCCUUUACUCCGCGACUCUCUUCCGUCGACGAGGAUCGCCCAGGUACUUUGCCAGCUUCGUCGCAAAUCGAGAGAACCCUCGCCGUCGGCCCGUUCCGCAUCUACCGCGCUCCGGGAUCUGUAGCUUUUCUUAGUUGCGGCUCGGCCCUCCAGCCUAUUUUACCGAAAAGCCAAUGCUGGUGUAUCGAUGAAGACAACAGUAGAUUCGUCUUACAAAUACGGCGUCCACAGUAUUGGAGAAUCGAACUCCCAGUGUCCGAGCCCGAUGAUAAAGAACGCGCCCUCUUGCUAAGGGACGUCUUCGAUAGAAUCCUAUUAUUCGAAAAGACCCAUUGUCCCUUUCAGAGGAGUUUCAUCGUCGAAUUACCCGAAGAACCAGAUACGCCGAUUAAGAAGAAAGCUUGGACGCCCGAAGGCAAAAACUUAAUAGCAACACCCUUCUCCCCUAUAUCAUCACCGACGCCUAAAAGUCUUUAUCAUCAAGAUAGGCGAGGUAGCCUGUUAGGUGAUGGGGCUAUCCCCCAAUUCGACUUUGAAGUCCACGAAUGCCACCAUAUACAGAGAGCUUGGCACGAUGAGACGCAUCAGGAGGCUGGAUCCGAACAACCAACGGAGUUUGAGGCGAUAGAUUAUCACGCUCGCUAUCGAAGAGCAAUUGAAAUGGCACAAGACUCGCCAGAUAUUGUCCAGUAUCCGGCUGGGUUAUCGAGGGUCGACAGCCGUUGGAAUAAUGGUCUAGCGUCAUCUUCUGGUUCAAAUUCCGCUGGUGGGUCGGAGUCGACAUCCACUCAUCGUCAUAAUGUCGGAGAUAACUCGUUAACAAUUACUGGGCAUGAGCAAGGUACUAUGUGUGUCAUAUGCGCUCAAGCGAAUGCGAAGCACAUGUCGGUAGAAGAAGCCAAACGUCUUCUUGGUUUGGAGAACCGUGGCGUUGACCCGACACUAGUCCAGGCAGCACGGAUUGUCCUCCGAAUAGGGUGGCAGACUACGAAGGAGGCGUUUCCGGAUGAUGUGAGCACAGGUAGUCGGGAUGCUAGGAAGGAAGAAGAAUAUGUACACAGCGAGAUUGGCGAUGAGCCUCCUUUGUUCGAAGGAUCUGGCCGCGUCGGUCCUAUGAAUCUCUCGAGGAAACGAAUGACUCGGAUGUUGGCUGGGCGCGCCUUUACCGCUCCUCCACACUUGACUGUAGUGAACUCACCCCCGUCAAAGUCGAAGCAAUUGCCUGGUCCUACGCAAUCUAACCCUCCACCCCCUUCCCAACCUCAAACAUCGGGUGAUAAUUCCGGUGGUUCGACCGACUCGUUUCAUAGUGUGCAGUCUUGGCAUCCACCCAUUAACCCUUUACCCCCCUCACCGCCAUCAUCACGCCCCGUUACGCCAUCUGGGCCCCAGUUUCCUCAUCCCCAUGAAGCCGUCACUGUUCCUCCUCAGUCAUCGCGUGAAAAAGGCAACCCGGCGUAUACAACCACACCAGAUACCGACAGGACAUUUGGCGGUUCUGCAAGUGCUCAGGAUCAUACCGAUGAAGCAGUUUCCCCAUUAUCUCGUCCUUCCGCGGGCAUUUUAGAGCAUAAUGCGAACCCAGUUCCUGUCAAUGAGUCUUCGAAGGCGUCGCAAUCAACUGCUAUAGAAGAGAGGGAGCGACCGCGGCCGCGACCACGACCUAAUAGCUUGUCUAUGAGUCGGCGAGCUCUAUCUCCACUACCAUCUGCCGCCAACUUCUUCUCACCACCACCUAGACAAACCCAGCAAAGCCGUAUGGCCGCCGUUCGUCGCAUACCAGGUGCAAUCAUACAAAAGACAGUGGAGGUAUUCUUGAGACCACCAACUUACCUCGUAAAUCUCAUGCUGAGGGUUGCUGCCAGAAUUGCGGCCGGUGAGUGGCGAGGCUUAAUCUUCGGCUUUGGCGAAAGUGGUGAAAAGAUCCCGGUCCAAUGGGACUAUUCAGAUGGCGAAUUUAGCGAUUGGACCGACGAUGAAGAAUACACCACGGCGUUACAGAGCAACAGCAGUAGCACUAACAACAUCUCGAAGACGGUUAGCCGUAGACAGCAUAGGGAUUGGGAGGUUGAUUGAACAUAACCACCACCCAAGGGGAGAAUUGUAAGAUAUGACGGCAUUGGUUUUAAUGAAGCACUAUGGGUUUGCAUGAUGUACCGCAUAGCAGAGUAUGGAGUUCAGGAUAGGACGGAGUUAACGUUGAUGUUUUACGAGAUGCCUAGUGCAGAUUUGGAACGGGAAUACAGGACGGAUGGAUGGAAGUGAGAAGAUAUCCCCGCUCGGAAGAAGAUAGCAUCUGUCUUUGGGUUCUAAAAAGAAUUUCAUGAACUUAUGAUGUUCAUGGCUAAUGUUAUUUAAACCCAUAAGAAGUCGUUGGCUUUGGGCAGGGGAACCUAAAGACAGAUACUACAAAUUAAUAAAGUAGCUGGCUUACACCCAAAUAUUUUGAUCUUUUUUUUUUCUUUGUUUUUUUGGCCAUCUAGCCAUUAAGGAGGCUGCUGCCUAGUUUUCCAUCCCUUCCUUGAUCCUUGUAGCACGAUAUUGACGUCUUUGGAUCAAGAUUAGGCGAGUUUCUACAUUGUAAUACCCCUCUUUAGGUCAAUAUCGAUGGACAAUUGCGUAUUCCGCGUCCCUGCGUCCUCGAGUGUAACAAAGGCCUCGUUCUAC